This is a messenger RNA of Paracoccidioides brasiliensis Pb18, 228 nucleotides long. RefSeq lists its product as uncharacterized. The record is from RefSeq and is a predicted model, not a curated record. The transcript has 3 exons. Bases 1 to 228 code for a protein of 75 amino acids.
AUGUCGGCUGCUACUCUAUAUAAGAUACUCAGAAUGAUGUUUUUGAAGGUGAUGGUCAUUUCUAAUACAGAUGAUAAGAAUGAGAGACAGCUCAAAGAUCUUAUCAUAAAUGACAAGCAGGUAUGGAUAAAUCUCAUAUUUCUCCAGUCAUACAGAGUCUGUUUAUGGCAUCUCAAGCACGGCCUGCACCUCUACAUAGUCUAUGACCUACAUGAGGCACGUGAUUAG